Molecule: messenger RNA, 4478 nt
Organism: Portunus trituberculatus (swimming crab)
Lineage: Eukaryota; Metazoa; Arthropoda; Malacostraca; Decapoda; Portunidae
Product: calcium-activated chloride channel regulator 1-like
Source: RefSeq, a predicted model, not a curated record
GAAAGCGCGAGGUGUGUGGACGCGCUCUCGUCUCUCUCCCGCCCUCGUGUAGACUUGCCCUUUCGGUGGAACUUGUGUUUUGGUUUAAACUUGAACCAGUGUGACCUGUGUCUGAAUUCUGCAGGCGCCACGGCUGCCAUCAGCGUACGGAUCAGUGGUGUCUGUUUCCUGUGUGCCGCCGCUGUGACAAAUCAACAUAUCCACGAGAAAGGAUUAUACGAAAAAUAAACAGAGCAAAGGGACGGAUUUCGAUGAGUGCUCGCUGCCUCCCGCUGGGGAAAUGACAUCCAGGAAAACUGUCGCGGCUUUGACGAUGCGGGUGUUAAGUGUCUUCCUGACGGUGGCCGUGCUGGGGACCGUGCAGAGAGUGGAGGCUCACCCUCAGGAUCUUCUACUGGUGAACAACGGGUACGAGGGUCUUGUGGUAUCCAUCAGUGACAGCGUGUCCCAAGAGCACUGCAACCAUGUCAUCCACGGCCUGAAGAGUGUGCUGUCGGAGUUCUCAACUAUGUUGUGGUCGGCUACGGGUGGGCGGGCGUCGCUUCGGGAAGUGACGGUGGCACUACCCAGGACGUGGCCUACUGACGCUCUCACCUGCUCCCUCCUGACGCCUCUCACCGCUGCCGUAGUGCCCACAGAAGCCCACAUUCGCAUCACCACCUCCCACCCAGUGUUCGGGGCGCGGCCAUGGGCACAGCAGAGUCAAGGCUGCGGCCGCCAGGGAGAUUACAUUCAGAUGGGCAGCGACCUGCUCAUUGCCACUACCAACGACACCUAUAACUACGCAUCGCGCCUGCUGCUGGCAGAGUGGGUCAAGUUCCGGUGGGGCGUGUUUGAGGAGCGAGGCUUCCCCAAUGACGCCGUGUACCCGACCACCUUCCGUGAUCCCAAGACCAACGUACCGCGCCCCAACACCUGUGCUGUGAGGGAGACUGUCCCCGUCCCCUUCUGCGCCACCGCCGCCCACACGCCCGAGGCACCUACCAAACACAACGCUCAGUGCAACGGGCGGCCGGCCUGGGACAUCAUCCUUCAGUCUCAAGACUUUAUCGAGGGAAGGAACAGCCCGGCCAAUGCCACCUCCGCGCUGCACCCCACGCUCAACUUCGUGCAGGAGAGCGCGGCGCGCAUCGUGCUGGUGGUGGAGGACACGGCCGUCAUGAAUAUGCAGCGGCGCUGGGAAUUUGUGAGGAAGGCCGUGCGUCGCGUGAUAGUGUACGACGUGCCUGACGGAGACCACGUGGCCCUGGUGGUGUUCAACUCCCAUGCCCGCACCGCCGCACCACUCUCCAGGAUGGACUCACAGACGGAUGUACGUCAACGGGUAGGCUCCUCACUGCCACGUAACCCUUCACCCGCGGCGGAGAGCAAUAAGUGCCUCAUGUGUGCAAUCCAGGAGGCCCUGAAGGCUCUGGACGCUGAUCCAGCAGGCGCUGCAGGUGCCACUAUCAUCCUAGUGACGACUGGCAAAGGUGCAGCUCACCAGCAAGAGGUGGCGGAGAUGGAGCGUCUGGUCACCAGCCGUGAAGUCCGAGUGCAUACAGUACUGUAUCCCGUCACAGAGCGUCGCGGUGGUGGAGGCACUGCCGCCGACAGUUUACAGUCUGUGGUCUCUGCCACACGAGGUUCGUCGUUCUCCGUGAUGGACGAGGGUGUGGGUAACGAUUCCAAGGUGAGCAUGAUGGUGGCCCUUAUGGACGCCCUACUGGCAGCAGUGCGUCGUAGCGAGCCCCUCGCCGCGCCAGGGACACCUGUCAUCAUCCACAGUCGCGCUUACCAGGGCGGCAUUGAGUCCAUGUCCGAGGGUUCCUUCACUCUGGAUGAUUCACUUGGGGAGGAUGCGCGCCUUUCCAUCUACUACUACGACCUGAACCAUGUGGGCAACACAGUGGAGCUGACGGCGCCCUCGGGCAAGGUUACUUCUUCCGUCAACAUGCAGGAGGAGGACGGUGAUGCCAACGUCAUCUUCGUCAACAUUCUGAAGGCAGAGCGCGGCAUGUGGCGGUACCGAGUUGAAAACCGCGCCGACUCCCACCAGGUGCACAUCCAGGUGUCGGCAAAGGAAAGCGGCACGCGCAAAAUCAGCCUACGUCUGUGGACGAGCGCCGCCAACAACAUGAUUAAUGCCUCAGAUCCCUCAAUGCCUGUUAUCAUCUAUGCCGAGGUGAAGGACAACGAGAUGGCCGUCAUCAACGCCAAGGUGACGGCGGAGCUGCAGCGCCUGGGCACGGAUACCAAUGGCAGCGCCUACCACCCGGUGCUUGUAGAGCUUUACGACAGUGGCUUCGGAGACCCGGACAUAACUCAAGGGGACGGCAUUUACUCCCGCUACCUGCCGAGCCUCCGCGGCGGGCCAGGCCACUACCAGCUCAGCGUGUCCGUGGACCACAACAGCGGUCUCGCACUGGCGCCCAUCAACGACGCCUUCACCAGACACGGCCGCCUGUACGCAGACAAGAACAAGAUCGCGUGCUGUGGUAGCAAAAUCAGGUACGAGCACGUCAAGCCCGUGCAGGCCUUCCAGCGCUCAAUGAUCUACGGCGUGCUUGAAGUGGUUGCGGCGCCACCGGCCAAGGACCGCGAUCAGCACCACUCAAACGACAAUGUGCCACCCAACCGCAUCCUUGACCUGCGAGCCUUCGUUAAUCUAACUACGAGGGAAGUGUCGCUGCGCUGGACGGCUCCUGGCGACGAUUACGACUGGAACCGCGCCCACUACUAUGAGACAGUGCUGGCCAGCUCCUGGAUCGAGGCCAAGGCCUUUGGUGGUGAGCGCGUGACUGGCAUGCCUCUGCCGGUGGAGGUGGGCACUGAGCAGGCCGUGGCCAUCCAGACAGACCGCUACGACCAGAUUGUGUACUUGGCUAUCCGAGGCGUGGAUGAUGCUGAGAACCGCGGAGGCGUGAGUAAUAUUGCCUCGAUGUGGAUACCGCGACCGCCCACCACGCCGCCGCCCAUCACCAUUGCCCACACAGCAGCGCCCACCAAUGACCUGACGGAGCCGCAGGGCCGCAGCGUGACUCAACCCGUGCGCGUGGCGGGCAUCAGCCUGGAAGAUAUGGCGGUGAUCGUGGGGUCAGUGGGGGGCUUCCUCAUUAUCGUGGCGGUGCUGGCCACCUUCUGCUACUGUCACGUGGCGCGCCGCCGCCGCCACCACCAUAAGCAAGACAGCGAGAAGAUGGAGGCCAACCGGAGCGUGAUCAUCAAGACUAACUCGUCUCUGAUGGUGGAUCAGGACGAGACCCACGACUCAGCAGACAGUGCCAUCAAGGAGGGCGAGGCGUCCACAGCUAAGGAUGGGCGGCCUCUCUCUCCCAUCCAGUCCUGGGGAGUGUCCAAGCUGUUACAGGAACACGAGCGCCGAGUGUCCAUGACGAGUGGGCCGCUGUUGGAAGCGGCGGGUUCCCUCCAGCACUACCAGAACAUGCAGGAGCCCUUCCCAGACGUGACGCUUACCGGCACCCACUCUUACCCCAGCUCACAGACUCCCUCCACCACCCACUCAGACCCCCCAGCUUACCAGCCGCCCUACACCACAGAGGCCUACGUGCCCUACCCGUACCCAUACCACCCAGGUUACAGCCAGGAGGAACUUCCCCCUUACACUCCUGGCCUUUCCUCGCAGUCCUCUCAGGCCUCCACUGCCUACACUCACGAGAUCGCCUCCCAGCCCUCGGAACUCUCCUACCCCGUCGACCCGGCCAAUUACCCAGCAGAAAUGCCGUCCUUCGUCGGAGAGGUCGCUUACACCCAGGCUCAGCCCCCCAUGUACGCCCCUGCCCCCGAAGAGAUUGUCCCUGCCACUAGCCAGGCCCCAGUCAGGUCAAAGGUGCCGCCUCCUGUGGCUCCAAAGCCCCCGCUGGCCGCCCGGGCCGCCGCUGCCGCCGCCGCUGCCACCACCGUCACUACCGCGUCUGUGGAGCCCAAGCGUCGUAACGUGACUCAAGUGUGAGUGCACCCGGCUUUCCUUCCCCACCCUACCCCCUCUCCCGGCAACCCCUUCCCCUCUAAAAAAAAAAAAAAAGGAUGAAAACGCUUUAAAUGUGAAUAUCAUUGUCGUCAUCGGCUUGAUCGCCCCCUCCUUCCUUCCUCCUCUCCCUCCCUCCACCCUCCGCCCUCCCGCCCCCUCCUCUUCCCCUACUGUAUCCUUCGGGUCCUCUUUUGUAUGGAGUUUUUUCAACGUACGAUGAUAAGACUUUGUUGUGUACGUAACAUAAGUGUCCAGUGUAUGGAGCAAAAAUAAUAAUAAUAAUAAUAAUGAUAAUUCCAUGUUGUACAGAAUGUUGUUGGUUGUAAGCUUUGCUCACAUCUAGUCAUAAUUGUAUAGUUUAGGUUCUCUCCAUCGGGGUCCUGCAGUAGCGCGGCGUCGGGGCCCCACAGUGGACAGCGACACGCGUGGCUCGCCCUCCGCCACUGUACCGAUCUCAAUAUAUCUUGUAUGUCUGUGAUAAACUUCGUAAAAUAAAGACAAUCAUGAG